UAAAAUUAUUCGAAUUCGAAGUAUAUUUUUUAAAAAUCUAACUUGAAAUGCUAAGCAUAACUAAGUAUCGUUUAAUAUUUCCUUUAUGGUUAUUUAAUAUGUCUCCGUCACCGUCGAAAACACGAACGAGGACGAUGUCGAGUGGAGAUUUCAUUCGUCCGAAUUCUCCUAGUAGAUGUACUUGGGAGGCUGGUAAAAGAGAUUCUCCUCACAUUAAUGUUAACUCAGGUAUUAAGAGACCGAAAAUAUUGCCAAAUAUUUUGUAUCAGAUUGGUGAAACGCCUUUGGUACGACUUAAUAAAAUUCCCCAAGAACAUGGAAUACGCUGCGAAAUGUUGGUUAAAUGUGAAUUUUUUAAUGCUGGAGGAAGUGUUAAAGAUAGGAUUGGUUUACGAAUGGUGGAAGAAGCAGAAAGGGAGAAUAAGCUGAAACCUGGUUCUGUGCUUAUUGAACCAACUUCAGGAAAUACAGGCAUUGGAUUAGCAUUGGCAGCAGCUGUAAAAGGAUAUCGAUGCAUCAUUGUUAUGCCUGAAAAAAUGAGUAAUGAAAAAGUAGAUGUUCUAAGAGCUCUGGGUGCAGAAAUAGUACGAACUCCUACAAGUGCCACUUAUGAUUCACCAGAGUCCCAUAUUAGUGUAGCUCAGAGAUUAUGUGCUGAAAUUCCUAAUUCUAUUAUUUUAGAUCAGUAUCGAAAUCCUGGAAAUCCUCUUGCCCAUUAUGAUAACACUGCAGAAGAAAUAAUAGAACAGUGUGAUGGCAAAGUUGAUAUGGUAGUUAUGGGAGCUGGAACUGGAGGAACAAUUACGGGUGUUGGUCGCAAAUUAAAAGAAAAAUGUCCAAAUUGUAAGGUUAUAGGUGUUGAUCCUCAUGGUUCUAUUUUAGCUCAACCAGAAUCAUUAAACACAGCUGAAAUUACUAUGUAUGAAGUAGAAGGAAUUGGUUAUGAUUUUGUUCCAACUGUGCUAGAUAGAUCGGUGGUUGAUAAGUGGUAUAAGACUGAAGAUAAAUCCUCUUUUUUGAUGGCAAGGGCUUUGAUAAGUAAAGAAGCACUUCUUUGUGGUGGAAGUAGUGGUAGUGCAAUGGUAGCUGCACUCGAAGCAGCAAAGGAUUUGAAAGAAGGUCAGCGAUGUGUUGUUCUGCUUCCUGAUGGUAUUCGUAAUUAUAUGACAAAAUUUGUCAGUGACAACUGGAUGAGUGAAAAAGAUUUUAUUGACAUUCAUUGUGAAAUGGCAGCAAAACAUUGGUGGUGGAAUUUAAAAGUGAGCUGUCUGAAUCUGGCUGCACCUGUUAGCGUUCUUCCAAAUAUGUCAUGCCAAGAUGCCAUUGAUAUUCUUAACAAAGAGGGAUUUGAUCAGCUACCAGUUGUUUCUGAAUCAGGUGUUAUCAAGGGAAUGAUAACAUUAGGAAGCAUGAUGGCAAAAAUUCUUGCUGGAAAAGUUAUUGCUACAGCACCCGUAUCUGAAAUAAUAUAUAACCAAUUUGAUAAGAUAAAACUAGAUGACACUUUGGGAAAAUUAUCACGUUUAUUGGACAAAGAACAUUUUGCCUUAGUAGUGCAUGAUCAGAAAAUCUCACAUACAACUAAAGAAACUGUAAAAUUACCAGUUCUGGAAACUACAGUUAAAUCCAGAGAUAAAGUGGAAACUAAACAAAUAGUGAUUGGUGUGGUUACAAGAAUUGAUCUUUUGAACUAUAUUACCAGUGAAGAGGAAUCUCACCGUUACCAAACUCCUAGAAAUAAAUCUACAUGAUCGAAUCCUACUUUGAUCAUAAUUAAAUAUAACAU
Molecule: messenger RNA, 1786 nt
Organism: Centruroides sculpturatus (bark scorpion)
Lineage: Eukaryota; Metazoa; Arthropoda; Arachnida; Scorpiones; Buthidae
Product: cystathionine beta-synthase-like
Exons: 14
Coding region: 48-1751 (567 amino acids)
Cellular component (GO): cytoplasm
Molecular function (GO): cysteine synthase activity; cystathionine beta-synthase activity
Source: RefSeq, a predicted model, not a curated record